Metarhizium brunneum ARSEF 3297 is the source of this 2613-nucleotide messenger RNA. RefSeq lists its product as uncharacterized. Gene Ontology annotation, cellular component: membrane; cytoplasm. Lineage: Eukaryota; Fungi; Ascomycota; Sordariomycetes; Hypocreales; Clavicipitaceae. Gene Ontology annotation, biological process: protein folding in endoplasmic reticulum. The record is from RefSeq and is a predicted model, not a curated record.
AUGGUACGCGCCGCGCUUUUCGCUCGAGGCUUAGCCGCAGCCAUCCUCCUCACUUUUAAGACAGCCAACGCCAUUAAUGAGCCCCAUACCCCUCGAGGAGCCAAUAUCACUAAUAGCGUUCCUCUGUCUGUCGACCCACGAAGCACGCUUGACGUCUGCGAGGCGAGGACGAUCAACUACAUCACACAUGCCUUGCCCCAGUCAUGCCUCACAAUCUCCUGGAGAAGUCCAGCUCCUACGUCUACUGCAUCUGCAGGCUCGCAACAUGGAAGAGACGAUGGGUCAGAUCAUGGAACCGACAACCAGCCAUCAUGGCCUCCGACGCCGACAUUAGAUCAUAAUGCCACCGAAGUGCAGGCCACGGAACCAGCGGCGACGACGUUUAUGUCAUUCGAGGACUGGAAGGAAAUGAUGCUCCGGCGGGCUGGGCAAGACCCUCAGGACCUGCGGUCUCGAAGACCGAGCGAGCACAACACUGAUGACAGAUACUCUCCGGAAUCCGGUCACGCCGGUCUCGGGGAAGAGGGUGAAAUAUCCCUCAACUUUGAAGAUUAUGGCAAUGGAGACCACCAGAAGCUUACGUCUCCCAGAUCCACCCGCGGUGACGGUGUUGAUGAGCAGCCCGCCGCCGCCGAUGCGUUGCUAUAUGAGGAAGGAAAAGCAGCUACUGUGCAUCUGAGCAAGGAUGCGGGUAAAACUUGCAAAGAGCGAUUUUCUUACUCGUCUUUUGAUGCCGGUGCGACUAUAUUAAAGACUUCGCCUGGAGCUAAGAAUGCCAGAGCGAUCUUGGUCGAAAACAAAGACACCUACAUGCUUCUAGAGUGUGACGCCGCUUCAAAAUAUGUCAUCGUCGAGCUUAGCGACGACAUUUCGGUAGACACGGUCGUUUUGGCCAAUUUCGAGUUCUUUUCAAGCAUGGUACGACAUUUUCGCGUCAGUGUAAGCGACCGAUAUCCUGUCAAGAUGGAUAAAUGGCGUGAGCUCGGGACGUUUGAGGCGCGAAACUCUCGCGAUAUUCAACCCUUCUUGGUUCAAAAUCCACAAAUCUGGGCCAAAUAUGUCAGGAUUGAGUUCUUAACCCAUUUUGGUAAUGAAUAUUAUUGUCCUGUUUCGCUACUACGAAUUCAUGGAUCCCGCAUGCUCGAUUCGUGGAAAGAUAGCGAGGGUGGCCGGGACGAGGAGGCAUUGAUUGAUGGUGAUGAAUCCGCUGGAGCCGAUUCCCACCAAGACGAAAAUCAUGUAGCUGACGCAGCUGCAUCGAGAGAUACUAAUAUACACAUAAUGGCAUCGAAUGGUACCAGUUCCAGGAGCUUGAGUUACGCCCUGGAAAUCUUCACAAACAUGGACGCUACCUGCCCAGCACCAUCUUCAGCAGGAGCCAACCCUCCAACCAGGGAUCCGAAGUUGUCGUCGGUUAGCCUUGGGACAUCGCAAGAAUCAGAUCUGGUCUCGAGUGACGUAUCACAGGCUCGUUCCGCAUCUCCAGAGAAUUCUGGUAAUUCAUCGAUUGCACAGGCAAAAUCCAUUUUGGCCACAGGGUCCAUAAAUUAUUCAACCAUCAUGCCUACAUCACAGGAUGACCGCUUGCGCAAUCACACUGGGGCUCUUAAUGGAGCUGCUUUAAAUGUUAACACAACGACGAUCGACCGCGAAAACAAUGCCGCAACCCCAACAGCUAAGUUAUCGGCAUCGAGUGGUCAGAACGGUAAACCACGAAGCAGUGGGACUACAGGUGCAUCAGCUGCGUCUCCGACAAUGCAAGAGGGCUUUUUCAACGCCAUCACAAAACGACUCCAGCAUGUCGAGUCGAAUCUAACUCUUUCCAUGAAGUAUGUUGAGGAUCAAUCUAAACAUAUCCAGGAAGCAUUGCAAUCGAGAGAGCAGAGGCAACAUGCAAAAAUAAAUUACUUUCUAGAUGAAUUGAACAAAACAGUAUUGGCCGAGCUCCAUACUGUUCGCGAGCAAUACGACCAAAUAUGGCAAUCUACGGUUCUAGCUUUAGAGAGCCAAAGAGAUCGUUCAGAGAGAGAUAUGAUGGCCCUUAGUUCAAGACUCAACCUUCUUGCGGAUGAGGUGGUAUUCCAAAAGCGAAUGGCUAUCAUUCAGGCCAUAAUCCUGUUAUCAUGCCUCUUUCUCAUUAUAUUUUCAAGAGGGGUUUCACUUCCAUCUCUAGCGCCGUUGCUCGAUCAACCCUCCAACUCACCUUGUGCAACACCAACUUCUCCAGCAACACCGCGACAAUCUUCAUACCAAUUGAGUAAGAGGCACCAUAGAGAAGGCCAAUCAUCGUUUCAGCCACCUGAUCCUUCAUGUCAGGUACAAAUGCUUUAUCCUGGCGAGGCCCGUAGUGACACUUCGGCUGAGGCAUUACCAUUUGAAGCAGUGUCAUUCCAGGGCACAGAUGAACCAAAAAGCGAAUGUUCUGCGUUUCAACGUCUCUCGCCACCGCCUACUCCCAAUCUGCUAGGCGAAAUGUCGUUAUCAAGUGACCCCAAUUCUGCGACUGGGUCAAAUCAUACUCUUCGUCGCCGCCUGGGAGGGACGUCACACAUCAGCUCUCGAAAGCCUCUGCCCUCACUACCGGAACACCCUCGCUCAUUAGAUGAAGAGUAG